Miscanthus lutarioriparius is the source of this 549-nucleotide messenger RNA. NCBI's taxonomy places the organism in Eukaryota, Viridiplantae, Streptophyta, Magnoliopsida, Poales, Poaceae. The record is from the annotation of a GenBank genome assembly.
AUGUCAUCAGGAAGUGAAGCUUACUCGGAUCAGCAGCAGAAGGCCAGUGGAGCACACGAGGCCGUGCUGGAACAUGUGGCCGCCCAGAACAUCAUGCUAGCAGAGGCGGCUCUAACGCACUUCAACGCAGAGAACCCAGAAGAAGAGUACAUGCUCGUUACCGAUGAUGGUACAAAGGCGCCAAUAUCUAGGGUCUUUGUUCACGAUGGACCCUGGUUCCACUGCAACUUCAGUGCACGGGCUAAGAACGACAACGGCGGCAACAGAGUGGUGCAGUUCUACGCCGAGAUCUUUUAUGCCGAGACGCCUCGUGUGAUGAGGUGCUGCGUCCUGACCAAUGUAGCAGAGUCAUAUCCGGACCGCACUUGUGGAUUUUGUGGAGGUAAUGCGAAAAGAGAUGGAAUACUUCACCCUCCUGAUGUUCUGGGUUACAAGAACUGGUUAGGUUUAGCCAAUGGUGUGGACAGCUUCAUGAGGCAUGUGCAUAAAAAGCCGGACCAUAGUCGACGCAGACCUAUGCUCGAACAGUUCCAAGAGGUGCGAAUAUAA